GCAGUCAUUUAUGCACUUCCAUUACUUGUUACUCGGGCAACAAUAAAUGUUGGGGGACACUUGCUAAAUGCAAUAACUAUAGAACAUUUCAUCUUGAGAUUGCCUUACCGCUCAAAAUAUACAUUUGUAAAGGGUGCAAAAAACGAUGAGAAGACUAGGAGAAGCAUAUUUGGUUUGGAGUUUUCUGAACCCUUGGUGACAUUUGCCCUAUGCUGUGGAAGCUGGUCCUCCCCUGCUGUGAGGGUGUACACAGCAUCUCAGGUUGAGAAAGAACUGGAAGUGGCUAAAAGGGAGUACUUACAGGCUGCAGUUGGAAUUUCAACUACCAAGUUUGCAAUCCCAAAGCUUUUGGAUUGGUAUUUGCUCGACUUUGCAAAGGAUUUGGAAUCGUUGCUUGAUUGGAUCUGUCUUCAGUUACCAAGUGAACUUGCCUAAGAAGCAAUUGGGUGUAUUGAGAGAGGCAAAAAGGAACCUCUUUCACAGUUUGUCCAAAUUAUUCCAUACGAGUUUAGUUUUAGGUACCUUUUAUACUCGCAAUAAACUUUGCAAUUUUCUUGUAUACACAGCUAUAGAAUGCAUAAGAAAGGUAGUUUGUAUAUGAUACCUUGUAAGUAUUCAUGAGAUGAAUGGUGUCUUCACCUUGAGGUUCAGCAUGUACUAUGCUUUGAAAAGAGUUUCAAAUAAAAAGGAAAUUGAUUGGGUCCAAA
Juglans microcarpa x Juglans regia is the source of this 707-nucleotide messenger RNA. RefSeq lists its product as uncharacterized. The transcript is spliced from 3 exons. The annotation marks the transcript as partial. NCBI's taxonomy places the organism in Eukaryota, Viridiplantae, Streptophyta, Magnoliopsida, Fagales, Juglandaceae. The record is from RefSeq and is a predicted model, not a curated record.